Molecule: messenger RNA, 2340 nt
Organism: Rhinolophus ferrumequinum (greater horseshoe bat)
Lineage: Eukaryota; Metazoa; Chordata; Mammalia; Chiroptera; Rhinolophidae
Gene: GNAL
Product: G protein subunit alpha L
Exons: 12
Coding region: 949-2301 (450 amino acids)
Biological process (GO): adenylate cyclase-modulating G protein-coupled receptor signaling pathway
Cellular component (GO): heterotrimeric G-protein complex
Molecular function (GO): GTPase activity; GTP binding; G-protein beta/gamma-subunit complex binding
Source: RefSeq, a predicted model, not a curated record
UUCUUAUUCUUGCUUUAGCAAAUACAAAUAGUAUAUGACAAUUACAUGUGCUCAUUUUUUAUUUUUUUAGUAAGUGUGGUAAUUGUUGAAAAUGAUGUCAUGGAUCUCCUGAUAGGGAGAUUUUGUCAAGAUACAAGGGACAAUAGUAUUAAAGUAGGGAACAAAAGUGUACGGAAGUGUGUGCUUGUGUCAGAUGUGAGCUUGAAAAAGGGGCGGCCAGAUGCAGAUAUCUCUGCAGGUAAUAUAUUCAGGAAUGUAAGAUCUUAAAGCUUUCAUCUCUAUCCCUUCACCUGCCUUUCCGUUCUUAUUUACCACUUUCCCAAGAUCAAAACCACAGCGAUGUUAAGUGCUGUAAUGGCUCCUCUGAUUGGUGACACCACCACCACCGCCACUGCGGCACGGUCCACAGCUGAGCGCAGAGCGCCGGCAGCGGUAUUUACGGUAUCGAAGACCCGCACGCGAGGUGUCUUGGGGACCGGCCCGGGCGGCGAUAUUUACGGUAACUAGAGUUGGAUCUGGCGGCGAUAUUUACAGUAAUGUGGACUAGCCAAGACUGACGUAUUUACGGUCACGGGAGACGACCGUUGCGGCCGUAUUUACGGUAAAGAGAGCCGUUUGGGUGGCGGUAUAUACGGUAACGGGGGCUGGCCUGGGAGGCUGUAUUUACGGUAAAAAGGGCCGGGCUCGCGGAGGUCCGUCAGCUGGGCCGGCUCUCCGCCUGAUCAGGUGAUCUCCAUCCCCGGCAGCCGCCACCCCGUGCGCCCAGCGGAAAAUGCAAAAUGGCCCUUCAGGGCAGUGAGGGGCCGUGGCCCUUGGUUCGGGCCGGCCGCAACCCCACCGUGGGUCCAGGUGCAGUCCACUCCCGCCUCGGAGCUGGGGCCCUGGCGUGAGCCCGGCGCCAGUCGUCCCCGCGUCCCGCCGCGUUCCUCGCGCCCGCGCCGCGCCCACAUGGGUCUGUGUUACAGUCUGCGACCGCUGCUCUUUGGAGAUCCGCAGGAUACCGCCUGCGCGGGCUCGGAACCGCCCGCGGAGGGCGCGUGGCAGGGCCUGGCCCCGGCCUCGGCCCCGGCGGCUGGGGGAGAUGCGGCGGGGAUCCCGCUCCCAACGGGCGCCGGCGGGAGCCUGGCGUGCGCGCGGCCCAAAGGCUCCCCGAAGAAAGAGGGGCGGCGACGCCCGGACCAGCUGCGCGCUGAAGAGCGCGAGGCCGAGCGGGAGGCGAGGAAAGUCAGCAGGGGCAUCGACCGCAUGCUCCGGGAGCAGAAGCGAGAUCUGCAGCAGACGCACCGGCUCCUGCUGCUGGGGGCUGGUGAAUCUGGGAAAAGCACUAUCGUCAAACAAAUGAGGAUCCUGCACGUCAAUGGAUUUAAUCCUGAGGAAAAGAAGCAGAAAAUUCUGGACAUCCGGAAAAAUGUUAAAGAUGCUAUUGUGACAAUUAUUUCAGCGAUGAGUACUAUAAUACCUCCAGUUCCACUGGCCAACCCUGAAAACCAAUUUCGAUCAGACUAUAUCAAGAGUAUAGCCCCUAUCACUGACUUUGAAUAUUCCCAGGAAUUCUUUGAUCAUGUGAAGAAACUUUGGGAUGAUGAAGGCGUGAAGGCGUGCUUUGAGAGGUCCAAUGAAUACCAGCUGAUCGACUGCGCACAGUACUUUCUGGAAAGAAUCGACAGUGUCAGCUUGGUGGACUACACCCCCACUGACCAGGACCUUCUCAGAUGCAGAGUUCUGACUUCAGGGAUUUUUGAGACACGAUUCCAAGUGGACAAAGUAAACUUUCACAUGUUUGAUGUCGGUGGCCAGAGGGAUGAGAGAAGAAAAUGGAUCCAGUGCUUUAACGACGUCACCGCUAUCAUUUACGUCGCCGCCUGCAGUAGCUACAACAUGGUGAUUCGGGAAGAUAACAACACCAACAGGCUGAGAGAGUCCCUGGACCUUUUCGAAAGCAUCUGGAACAACAGGUGGUUACGGACCAUUUCUAUCAUUUUGUUCUUGAACAAACAAGAUAUGCUGGCAGAAAAAGUCUUGGCAGGAAAAUCAAAAAUUGAAGAUUAUUUCCCAGAGUAUGCAAAUUAUACUGUUCCUGAAGAUGCAACACCAGAUGCAGGAGAAGAUCCCAAAGUUACAAGAGCCAAGUUCUUUAUCCGGGAUCUGUUUUUGAGGAUCAGCACGGCAACAGGGGACGGCAAACACUACUGCUACCCGCACUUCACCUGCGCUGUAGACACGGAGAACAUCCGCAGGGUGUUCAACGACUGCCGCGACAUAAUCCAGAGGAUGCACCUCAAACAGUACGAACUCUUGUGAGGCGGCCCUGGGCCGCUGGGCGCGCCUUCUCGCGCCUUC